This is a messenger RNA of Triticum aestivum (bread wheat), 2464 nucleotides long. RefSeq lists its product as uncharacterized. The transcript has 9 exons. NCBI's taxonomy places the organism in Eukaryota, Viridiplantae, Streptophyta, Magnoliopsida, Poales, Poaceae. The record is from RefSeq and is a predicted model, not a curated record. The coding region runs from base 151 to 2232 and encodes 693 amino acids.
GCACUCCCGUCUCAUCUUCCCUGGUCACCGUCCCACCGCCUGUACCAAGGUCCCCGCCAGCCCGCCUAGACCCUACGGCCUACGCAGUGAUAUCACACGAACACGGCAAGCACACACCGUCUUUAGUCCGAUCCGGCGGACCAUUGGAGGAUGGCAAUGAUGAGAAGUACGCGGGAUCUGCUGAUGGAGGGUUUCGAGGGGCUCGUGCGGGACGGGUCUUUCAAGUGGCCCGUCCCCCGCCGCGGCGUGGACGACGACGACGACCCCUACCGCUCGCCCUCGGCCUGCAAGAGCACGUCCGUUGCCGGCCUCUCCCCCAUGGUCAGCGCCGUCGUCUCUCGCUGCUCCCGAGUUCUCGACGUAUCCAUUGAAGACCUGCAAUAUGACUUUGAUAUGCAAGCAUCUGACUCUAUAAAGCAUCCAAGAAACUAUGCGAGAAACUUUUUGGAAUAUUGUUGCUUUAGGGCACUUGCACAGGUCUCACAAGUUGCGGGAUAUCUUGCUGACAAAAGCCUUCGUCGCCUGACAUUUGAUAUGAUGUUAGCUUGGGAAGUUCCCUCUUCUUCAAGCCAGCUCACUGUUAAGGUUGAGGUUGAAAGCACAGUUAGUUUGGAGGCUUUCUCAAGAAUAGCACCUGCCAUUCCAACAAUCGCUGAUGUAGUAACUUCUUCAAAUCUCUUUGAUGUGCUUUCAUCAACAAGUGGAGGCCGUCUUCCAUUUCCUGUAUAUGAUAAGUAUCUUGCAGGAUUGGACAGAGCAUUUAAGAAAAUGAAGACACAGUCUGAGUCAUCGCUUCUAUCGGGCUUCCGAUCACAGAGAGGAGAAAGGGUUCUAGAAGUCGAUGGAACAUUGACAACUCAACCAGUACUUGAGCAUGUUGGGAUUUCAACAUGGCCAGGAAGAUUGACACUUACGGAUCAUGCCCUUUACUUUGAAGCUGUAAAGGUUGUGACAUUUGAUAAGCCCAAAUCUUAUGAACUUGCAGAAGAUGCAAAGCAGAUUGUUAAACCUGAGCUGACUGGCCCAUGGGGUUCACGGCUGUUUGACAAAGCUGUUAUGUAUAAAUCAACAACCUUAGCUGAACCAGUGAUCAUAGAAUUUCCAGAGCUGGCCGGGCACUCUCGCCGUGAUUACUGGUUGGCAAUUAUAUCUGAAGUUCUUUAUGUUCACAGGUUUGUUAGGAAGUUCGACAUAAGUGGAGUCGAUAAAGAGGAAAUAAUUCUGAAGGCCUCGCUUGGUAUCUUGCGGUUGCAAGCCAUCGAAGAAUUAGCUUUUCCAGCUUCCAAUCGAUACGAAUCUCUUUUGUUGUUCAAUCUUUGUGACAAACUGCCUGGAGGAGAUGUAAUACUUGAAACACUAGCCAGUACUAUAUCAUCAAGAAGUUCAGCUCAUGCCAAUCAACCAGGCAUGAGCAUUGGAAUGCGUUCCAUGUCUGCCUUCGCUGUCCUGUCAAACCUGGGCAUGGUAUCACCAGGUAAUAAUAGUGAGAGACUCUUUGUUGGUGAGAUAGUCGUUGGGGAAAUGAGUUCCUUGCAGAAGGCAGUUACUGAGUCAAUGAACAACUACAAGAAAGUUGAACUGGCCCAAGCCACAGUUGAUGGAGUCAAAGUUGAUGGGCUUGAUACAAACCUGGUAGUGAUGAAGGAAUUGUUAUCACCGGUAAGUGACGUUUGGAGGUUUUUGGUGUCGUUGGCAUUGUGGGACGAGCCUUUGAAGUCAUUCGUCUUUUGCUUGUUAUCUUCUUCUAUUAUCAUAAGGGGAUGGGUAGUCUAUUUUCUUGUUAUGGUCAUACUGUUAUCAGCAACGGUCAUGCUGCUGACAAGACUAACUAGUCAAGGAAAGCCAAUGACUGAGGUCAAGGUGACAUCUCCACCUUCAAUGAACACUAUGGAGCAGCUCUUAGCUGUUCAAAAUGCUAUUUCCAAAGUUGAAGAGCUUGUCCAGGAUGCAAAUAUUGUUCUUCUGAAGAUAAGAGCUCUACUGCUGGCUUUUCCAUCUCAGGCCACAGACAAAGCUAUCCUUGCGUUGUUAUUGAUGGCUCUUGUCCUUGCCUUGCUGCCCACAAGAUUGCUUAUCCUGGCGAUGUUUCUGGAGGUGUUCACCAACCACUCUCCGCUAAGAAGAGCAAGCACAGAGAGAUGCACCAGAAGGUUGAGAGAGUGGUGGUUCAGCAUACCUGCAGCGCCAGUAGUGGUGGAGAAGGAUAACAAAGAAGAUAAGAAGACAAAAUGAAUUUGUGUGUAUAAAUUGUGAUUCCGUGUCUAGUUUGGCUGAUGUGGUGAUGGAUCACAAGCGCACCGCUGUGUACAAUGUCUGAGGAUAUGAUAAAUGAACUGCAGUUAGUAUUUCAAUAAGAAUGUUAGCUCCUUUUCCCUCCUUUCUGUGCUCUACCCUGAUAUCUCAAAACUAGUCUAUUUCAUGGGAAUGUAUUAUGCAUGUGCAUGUGUUUGAGUUUCAGUGUUUA